AACGUCACAGCCCAAAUAAAAAAAAAAAAAUGUUACUGUUGCAAAACUAGACUACACUUCAGCACACUACACACAUGAUCACUCAGCCGAGACACAGAGACAGAAGUAGAUGCUGAUUUUCCUGCAUGACUUUACUACAGACCACAACGCUCUCAGAUUCUCUUUUUAAACCCCAGAGCUGCUGAAAGAAAAUGUUAAAAGAAAAUACACUUGUUCUUUUCUGUCUGUACUUUUCUCAUCUGGUUGGUGUGUUUGCUGAUACAGACACAGUGAAGUCAGUGUCAGUGAAGGAGGGAGAUUCAGUAACUCUACAGAUUCAUGUCACUGAAAUACAGACAGAUGAUAGGAUCGACUGGAAAUUCGGAACUAACAAUACUGUUUUAGCUAGAAUUAGGACAAAGACAAGUGAGAUUUUUAAUGGUACUGAUGGGAGAUUCAGAGACAGACUGAAGCUGGAUCAGACUGGAUCUCUGAUCAUCAUGAACACCAGAACCACAGACUCUGGACUUUAUGAAGUGAGGAUCAGGAGCAGCAGUAGACCAGAGGAUACACACAGAUUCAGUCUUACUGUCUAUGCUGCUACAACACCAGCUCCUUCAUCAACUCCUCCUUCACAUCCUCCUUCACAUCCUAGUUCAGGUCCUCAUUCGGGUUCUCCUCCAGGUCGUUCUUCGGGUUCUUCAGAUAGUCCAGACAGAUUUCUGUUAGUGCUGAUCUCUGCUGUUGCUGGAUCUCUAUUACUUCUUGCUGCUGUCGGGAUCAUCUGGAUAUACAGGAAACAAAGAACAACUGAUCAACAUGCUGAGACCCGUGAGGACGAGAUCACUUAUGCUGAUACAACAUUCCACAAAAGAAACGCACAGAAAUCGGAGGAUGAUGUGGUGUACGCUAGCGUCGUCCACAGACGUUAAUUAAAUUCUCAUUAACUGAAUGUUUCCUCAUCACUGAUGUUUUGAUCACAGUCAGUACACAUGCACACUUUGCAAUUAUUGCAACAAAGCUGUAUACAUAUUGAGAAUGGUGUUCAUGCUUGCAUGCUCUGUGUAUUCAUGCAAACAUGGAAGAAGCUCCUUUUUUUUUUUUUUUUUU
Molecule: messenger RNA, 1089 nt
Organism: Carassius auratus (goldfish)
Lineage: Eukaryota; Metazoa; Chordata; Actinopteri; Cypriniformes; Cyprinidae
Exons: 5
Coding region: 192-911 (239 amino acids)
Source: RefSeq, a predicted model, not a curated record